Messenger RNA from Camarhynchus parvulus, 350 nucleotides. It is a transcript of the gene PDE6G, whose product is annotated as phosphodiesterase 6G. The transcript is spliced from 3 exons. Gene Ontology annotation, cellular component: photoreceptor outer segment membrane. Lineage: Eukaryota; Metazoa; Chordata; Aves; Passeriformes; Thraupidae. The record is from RefSeq and is a predicted model, not a curated record. The coding region runs from base 1 to 264 and encodes 87 amino acids. Gene Ontology annotation, biological process: positive regulation of G protein-coupled receptor signaling pathway; positive regulation of epidermal growth factor receptor signaling pathway; visual perception. Gene Ontology annotation, molecular function: cGMP binding; 3',5'-cyclic-nucleotide phosphodiesterase activity.
AUGAGCCUGGAGCCCCCCAAGCUGGAGGUCAAAUCGGCCACGAGGGUGAGCGGGGGUCCUGCCACCCCCCGCAAGGGACCCCCCAAGUUCAAGCAGAGGCAGACGAGGCAGUUCAAGAGCAAACCCCCCAAAAAGGGGGUGCAGGGGUUUGGUGAUGACAUCCCGGGCAUGGAGGGGUUGGGAACAGACAUCACUGUCAUCUGUCCCUGGGAAGCCUUCAGCCACCUGGAGCUGCACGAGCUGGCUCAGUACGGAAUCAUUUAGGAUUUGGGCAGGCUCACCAGCCCUGUAGUGCUGUGUAGGUCAAGGCCCCCCUACCCGUGCUGGGGAUGGGGGGGCCUCAGCUUGGA